AUAAUACGGAAGUGAAUUAUAUACAAAAUACUAGGCUUUUUGCGGGAACAAAUUGAAGUGUUAUUUCCUUGCAUGUUUACAUUGUGCAUUUACACAGGCCGAAACGGAUUUUGCGGUUAAAAUACAAACCAUUAGUUUGUUGUCUUGUUUGCUUGCGUGCCAGUCGUGUUGUGUGGAGAUGUGCACCCAAACGAAAGCGGCUGUCCGCAUGGUAAACAUCCCGCAGGCAGACAUCGACCCGUCCGGCGUUUUUAAGUACGUGCUCAUCAGAGUGCACAGCAGAGAGGUAAACGACGAUACCGAAGUCGAUAUAGUCCGUGGGUACAGCUGGGCUGAGUUCCACGCGGAUAUCUACGACAAGGUUUCUCAAGAGCUCGAGAAGGAUGGACUCCUGGACUGCGAGUGUAUCGGCGGUGGUAGAAUCAGACAUGACGCCCAGGCUAAGAAGAUCCAUGUUUACGGCUACUCUAUGGGGUUCGGAAGAGCAAACCACGCAAUAACCACUGAGAAACUGAAGGUUCGGUAUCCAGACUACGAAGUGACCUGGGAUAACGAAGGAUACUGAAAAAUAUGAUAAACGUUAAUGCCAAUAUUACCGAUUAAUAAAAUGAAGUCACUUCUCACA
Molecule: messenger RNA, 625 nt
Organism: Syngnathoides biaculeatus (alligator pipefish)
Lineage: Eukaryota; Metazoa; Chordata; Actinopteri; Syngnathiformes; Syngnathidae
Gene: phpt1
Product: phosphohistidine phosphatase 1
Exons: 3
Coding region: 179-565 (128 amino acids)
Biological process (GO): peptidyl-histidine dephosphorylation
Cellular component (GO): cytosol
Molecular function (GO): protein histidine phosphatase activity
Source: RefSeq, a predicted model, not a curated record